GCGUCUCUUUGUUGGCUUAGCAGCGGCGACGUUUUGUUGUUAUUUUCGCUGCAGCUGAAAAACAGGCUUGGAUAAUUUUGGUGCUCGUAUUGUUCCGCAAUCAACAUUUCAAACGCUCUAGACAUUUAGGUGUGCUUGUCACAAGUUGAUAAUCACCCUAGGAAUGGACUCAGACGAGGGAUAUAACUAUGAAUACGACGACGAAGAGGAGGAAUGUAGCGAGGACAGCGUCGAAGAGGAGCCCGAGGACGACACCCUGGACCUCGGAGAGGUGGAGUUGGUCGAUCCCGUGGUGGCCGGUGGGGAGCGAGAUGACUGCGUCGAGACUGGUGGUGGCGGCCACGGUCCUGGCGAAGAAGAGGAGGAGGACUACCGUUUUGAGGUUUUGACUGCCGAACAGAUCCUCCAGCAUAUGGUUGAGUGUAUCCGGGAGGUCAACGAGGUCAUCCAGAAUCCUGCAACGAUAACACGGAUCCUUCUCAGUCAUUUCAACUGGGAUAAAGAAAAGCUUAUGGAAAGGUAUUUUGAUGGUAACCUGGACAAGCUUUUCUCUGAGUGUCAUGUCAUAAACCCUAGCAAGAAACCCCGGAUCCGUCCUCCAAUCAACACAAGAUCAUCGGCACAGGACAUGCCAUGCCAGAUCUGCUAUCUGAAUUUCCCCAACUCUUAUUUCACAGGUCUGGAGUGUGGACACAAGUUCUGCAUGCAGUGUUGGGGAGAUUACCUGACCACCAAAAUCAUAGAAGAAGGAAUGGGACAGACUAUUUCUUGCCCUGCUCAUAGUUGUGACAUUUUGGUUGAUGACAACACAGUCAUGCGCCUCAUAACAGAUUCAAAAGUGAAGUUGAAGUACCAGCAUUUAAUUACAAAUAGUUUUGUAGAGUGCAAUCGAUUGUUAAAGUGGUGCCCUGCACCAGAUUGCCAUCAUGUUGUCAAAGUUCAGUACCCAGAUGCCAAGCCAGUGAGGUGCAAGUGUGGCCGUCAGUUCUGCUUCAACUGUGGAGAGAACUGGCAUGAUCCUGUUAAGUGUAAGUGGCUGAGAAAAUGGAUCAAGAAAUGUGACGAUGAUAGUGAAACUUCCAACUGGAUUGCAGCAAAUACUAAGGAGUGUCCAAAAUGCCAUGUGACCAUUGAAAAAGAUGGUGGUUGCAAUCACAUGGUUUGUCGGAACCAGAAUUGCAAAGCCGAGUUCUGCUGGGUCUGUCUGGGUCCAUGGGAACCCCAUGGCUCAGCCUGGUACAACUGCAAUCGCUACAAUGAAGAUGAUGCCAAGGCAGCCAGAGAUGCUCAAGAGCGCUCCAGGGCAGCCUUGCAGAGGUACCUGUUCUACUGUAACCGCUACAUGAACCACAUGCAGAGCCUGCGCUUUGAGCACAAGCUCUAUGCUCAGGUCAAGCAGAAGAUGGAGGAGAUGCAGCAGCACAAUAUGUCAUGGAUUGAGGUGCAGUUUCUGAAGAAGGCUGUGGAUGUGCUGUGCCAGUGUCGCUCUACACUUAUGUUCACUUACGUCUUUGCCUUCUACCUCAAGAAGAACAACCAGUCCAUUAUUUUUGAGAACAACCAGGCAGACCUGGAAAAUGCCACUGAGGUGCUGUCUGGCUACCUAGAGCGGGAUAUCUCCCAGGAUUCUUUGCAGGACAUCAAGCAGAAAGUACAAGACAAGUACAGAUACUGUGAGAGCAGGCGAAGAGUGCUGCUACAGCACGUGCAUGAAGGCUAUGAGAAGGACCUGUGGGAGUACAUUGAGGAUUGAGGACACGUCCCAAUGCAACGGACUCUUGAGUAUCUUGACAAACUAGAGCGCUGAUGCAAUUAACAGGGCAGCACGGGCCUUCUGCCGCCUCUCCUUUGGCAAACCAACCACUUUUGCAUCAUUUUUCCUGGAUUUGUUUAACAAAAUCUUCAAAGUAAAUUAUAUUUAAAUGAAAAGGUAGAGUAAUAAAAAGAAAGUGUACUACAGUAUUGUUAGCAACAGAGUGGAGUCUUGAGAAAGCAGAAAAUCCAUCUUAAACAGAUACAUCCUUUUGGCUUGUAUUGUAACACCUCCCCUGAAUGAUCUUAUUUUCUUCUGUUUUUUGCUUGUGAAUCUUUUCUGUUUUUGAUUUUUGACUUUUGUUUUCCCAUUAGUGUGAAAAUGUUUUCAACACAGCUUUAAUUGUCCUGGCCAUGUCUGCAAUGUGUGGUGAGAUCCUUGUCUGGGUGGCUGAAUGUUGAUAGGCUGAUUGCAAAGGGGCAAAGACAUUUCAGGGGGAGAAGAAGAAAAACAUCAAAAGAACAAAGUAGUCUGUAUUUUUCAAUUUGUAAAUAGUCCAUAUGCAUGGAAGUUAAAGAGCAAGAGUGGCACGUGUUUGCAUAAUUUUGAAAUUUUGAAAUAUUUAUUCUUUACCAAUAUUCAAAAGGUGUACUUUUGCCAUUUAGGUUGAGUCUGUCCUCUCCCUCCAUAGAUUGAGGGAAAUGGGAGGUCUGUGGCAAUAAGGCAUUCGCCCCAUCCUCCUCAGUCUCUUCAGAGCAGUGCACAAGUUCCACCUUAUCAGUAACUCCUAAUCGGGGCUCAUAGAAAGAUUUUCUCCUCGUUGCCAAGUGAUCAGAUAAAAAAGACUCUGUGAAAGUGCACAGCCGAGUUUAAAAAAAAAAAAAAAAAACUGCAGAAAGCAUUUUACAAUUCAAAGGAAAGGUAGAAUGCACCAACUCCAUCUCCCUCUAAUCUAACCUUUUGCUGUACCCUCUUAGUUGUUUUUAGAGGUGUUUAACAUUUAAGAAUAUUACUAAUUAUUUGCAAGAGCCAAACUGAGUGACAUUCACUCUUUUUUUUUCUUUCUCUUUUUUUUUUUUCCCCCUUUCGUUCCCGACGUGGCUUGAGGUAGCCCUCUUAAAGCUCAGCUUGCACCUUGGGGAGUGAAUGAGGGUAAUAGAAUGUACUGACAGCACAGCUUUGGAGUGCUGCUAAUUGGACUGGAUCACUGUCAGACAGUCAGGCAUUGGCAUCACUCUUGCAGGGAGUAUUUGUAUGGCACAGGACUGACAGUGGCCAUGCCUCUUUAAAGAGAUCUCUUGCCUUGCAGUGAGACUGAAAAUUGCUUUAAAUCAAGCUACACAGAUGGACUUGCAAGGUCCAUCAAUAGAUGAGGAAUAUAGGGCAAACUUCUAAAGGUUGUAGGACCGUUUUAUAAUGCCGUUAUGCUUUUGCAUUAAAGACUGUAUUUUUCACACGUGUUGAGGAUUUGACAUUGAAAUGUCAGUGCCCCUCCAGGUUUUGCAAAGUUCUAUGUGGUGGUUGCUCUGGUUGUCAGGCUCUCUGCUUGUAAAUGGCUGUACAUGUCUUCAAUAUGGCAGUCGUCUCAGGAUUGAUUAGAAGGACAUGAAUAUACAGUCACUGAUGCAAGUCAGAAGUUGACACCAAAGUGUCAGCCAUCAUUACAACACAUCCUUUGCCCCAGUUUCAGACCUUUGGGGAAUUCUCCCAAAUGCUUCUUAUGUGUUCAAACUUAUUAUUUUAUCCUAGCAAAAUUAUAAACUGUAUUGUUUAUUUGAAUAAAUGUCAUGAGAAAUAUCAUUUUUGGGAGUACUGUGUGAGUCAUUAGAGUAGGUUUGGUCUCAUCAUAUUAAUUAUCUUAACAUCCAUGAUGCAUUUCAGCGCUGUGUAUUUUGCAGUGUACUAAGACCUUGGCAGAGCUGUGGUUGUCUUCCAGAAGUGUCAACUCAAUUUGGCAUCAUUAAUUAAACAAUUUGGAUAAAAAAUUGUUCUUUUACUUACAGUUUGUAUGCAAGAGGUCAUGUGGUUGGUUGUAUGAUGUCAGUUUUUGUUGUUCACUUUAAGUCACAAACCAGUGAUUGAAGUUGAAUGGAUGAUAA
This is a messenger RNA of Sphaeramia orbicularis (orbiculate cardinalfish), 3852 nucleotides long. RefSeq names its product ariadne ubiquitin-conjugating enzyme E2 binding protein homolog 1 (Drosophila) (gene arih1). The transcript is spliced from 14 exons. The coding region runs from base 164 to 1753 and encodes 529 amino acids. The record is from RefSeq and is a predicted model, not a curated record. Gene Ontology annotation, molecular function: zinc ion binding; ubiquitin-protein transferase activity. NCBI's taxonomy places the organism in Eukaryota, Metazoa, Chordata, Actinopteri, Kurtiformes, Apogonidae. Gene Ontology annotation, biological process: protein ubiquitination.